This is a messenger RNA of Drosophila montana, 4931 nucleotides long. Its product is annotated as protein artichoke. The transcript is spliced from 7 exons. The record is from RefSeq and is a predicted model, not a curated record. Gene Ontology annotation, molecular function: protein binding. Bases 634 to 4809 code for a protein of 1391 amino acids. Lineage: Eukaryota; Metazoa; Arthropoda; Insecta; Diptera; Drosophilidae.
UCAAGUGGAGCACAAGACGUACAAAGCACAGUCGGAAAGAAGCAGCCGUCGCUGUAAACGAAUUGAAACGGGACGCGACGUCAACGUCGAAGUCGAAGCCGAAGCCAACGCCGCUGCGCAUGCGCAGUCAGUUGUAGUUGUAGUUGUUAUUGUGUACUUGUUGCUGUGCAACGCCAGUGCGCAGCUUAAUUAUUGCCCCAGCUCCAGCACCAGCAGCAGCAGCUCCCGCGCUGUUGUUCCCGUUCCCCCAGUUGGCAAAGUUUACUUGUUUGUCUGCAUUUUUCCCGCACUUGUAUAAGUACAAGCACACAUACAUAUAUACAGACACACACACACACACCGUGUGCGCUGUAAUAUUUUUGUUGCCAACUGUGUGUGUGUGCGCUUUUCCCUGGGAAAAUAUUCUUGCCGUUUUGCGCUUUCUUUUUGUGUCUACUAUAACAAAAACACAAAUGUAAACAAGCCGCGAUAAUACAACAACAAAACUUCCUCGGUUAUUACGGUGCUUUGUGCAAUCGGCGAACAAAAAAAAAGAAUCGAAUCAAAAAAUUUCCCAAGCAAAAACAACAACAACAACGACAGUGACGUGCAAUUUCCCAAACAGCCGCAACAAUCAAAAAAACUGCAGCGAAAAUGGAAACGUGGAAACAGCUGCUUUUGCUUUUGAGCUAUCUGUGCUGCUUGACCCGACGCAGCGAGGCCUGGCGGCCAUGUCCGGAGCUCAGUCCCGCCUUGCGAUUGCCAUGCAGAUGCAAUGUGGUGCCUUUUGCGGCAACUGGUCAGCUUGGAGCCGUUGCCAUGGACUGCGAUCGGGUUGUCUUUCACGGCGAUGCGCCGCAGCUGCCGUAUGGUGCGCCCAUCGUGGCGUAUACGCAACGCUACAGCGGACAGCAAACGUUGCCAGCACAGACAUUCGGUCAGCUGAAGCUGCCCAUUGAGGAGCUGGACCUGUCCAACAAUUUGAUACGUCGCAUACCGGAGAAGGCAUUCGAUGGGUUGAAGGAUGCGCUGAACGAACUGCGUCUGGCCAACAAUUUGCUGGGCGAUAAUCUGAAUCCAAUAUUUUCUACGGCGGAGCUGCACGCUCUCAAAAACCUGCGCCUGCUCGACCUGUCCGGCAACAAGAUCAAGCUGAUUGAGGAGGGUGUGCUCAAGGGUUGCAUCGACCUAAAGGAGUUCUUCAUGGAUCGCAACAGCCUGACGGCGGUGCCAAUCAAUUCGCUCAACGGACCCAGCGCCCUGAAGCAUCUCUCUUUGCGCCAGAAUCACAUAGCUACGCUCCAACGGGAUUCCUUCAGCGCCCAGGCCCAGCUGGAGAUAAUCGAUCUGCGCUAUAACAUUUUGCGCAGCAUCGAUAGCCAGGCUUUUCAUGGACUGCGCAAGAUACGGGAAAUCAAGCUGGCCGGCAAUCGGCUGACCAAUCUCAACAGCGAUGUCUUCGAGCAGCUGCAGUCGCUGCAGAAGCUGGAUCUCUCCGAGAACUUUUUCAGCCAGUUUCCAACCGUGUCCCUCGCCGCCAUCGCAGGCCUUAAAUCGCUCAACCUAAGCGCCAACAUGCUGCAGCAACUGGACUACACGCACAUGCAGGUGGUGAAGUCUCUGGAGAGCCUCGACCUGAGCCGCAACAGCAUUACCAGCAUUCCGCCGGGCACAUUCCGCGAUCAGAGCGCACUCAAGUAUCUAGAUCUCAGCCUCAAUUCGCUGCGCACGAUCGAGGACGACGCUCUGGAGGGUCUAGAGAGCCUGCAAACGCUGAUCAUUCGGGAUAACAACAUUCUGCUCGUGCCGGGCAGCGCUCUGGGCCGCCUGCCGCAGCUCAGCUCACUGCAAAUGGAUUACAAUCGCGUGGCAGCGCUCUCUGCCGAAAUUCUGGGCUCGGUUCAGGCCGGCGACAUCACGACCUUGUCCCUGUCACGGAAUGUCAUACGGGAGCUGCCGCCCGGCAGCUUCCAAAUGUUCAGCAGCCUGCACACGCUCGAUUUGUCCGGGAAUUCCUUGGUCAUGGUCAAUGCGGAGACCUUUGCGGGUUUGGAGGGCACCUUGAUGCAGCUGAGGCUGGCGCAGAACAAGCUCAGCGGGCUGGGCAACGCGCCGCUGGCGCUGCCCGAGCUGCGCUCCCUGGACCUCAGCGGCAACAGCCUGGCCGAGCUGGCUCCAAAUAUAUUCGAGGACUUGGAGAAUCUGCAGGCGCUGAAUUUGAGCGGCAACCAUUUGACGCCGUUGACGCCGGCGCUCUUGCGGCCCUUGGCGCGGCUCCAGGUGAUCGAUCUGAGCCAGUGCAGCAUACGGCAGCUGAGCGGCGAUCUGCUGGCCGGGCUGCAGGAUCUCAAGCACAUCCAUCUCGGCGGCAAUCAGCUGCAGGAGCUGCAGGACGGCAGCUUCGUCAAUCUGUGGAACAUCAGCUCCAUCGAUCUGUCCGACAAUCUGAUCAACUCGAUACGCGCCGGCGCCUUUGUCAAUGUGAUGCAGCUGAAGCGUUUGGAUUUGCACGGCAAUCAGCUGUCCGCGUUUAAGGGCGAGUUCUUUAACACGGGCACGGGCAUCGAGGAGCUGGACAUAUCGCACAAUCAGCUCAGCUAUCUGUUUCCCUCCUCAUUCCGCAUACAUCCGCGUCUGCGCGAGAUCCGUGCGGCGCACAACAAGUUCUCCUUCUUUCCCGCCGAGCUGAUCGCCUCGCUGCAAUAUCUGGAGCACAUUGAUCUCUCCGACAAUCAGCUGAAGACCGUCGAGGAGCUGGACUUUGCCCGGCUGCCGCGUCUGCGCGUCCUGCGGCUGGCCCACAACCAGCUGGACAUGGUCAGCGAAAUGGCCUUCCACAACUCGACCCAGCUGCAGAUCCUCGACCUGUCGCACAACAGCCUGGAUCGCAUAGGCGAACGAACUUUUGAGGGCCUGGUGCGUCUCGAGCAGCUGAAUCUGGAGCACAAUCGUCUCGCGGAGUUCUCGGACAGCGUCUUCGAGCACUCCAAGCUGCACAUGCUCGAGAACAUAAAUCUCGCACACAAUCGUUUCGAGUAUGCGCCGCUCAAGGCUCUGCAGCUGCGCCACUUUUUCGUCUCCUCGGUGGAUCUCAGUCACAAUCGGAUCCGGGAACUGCCACGCGACGACAGCAUCAUGGUGAACAUCAAGCGGAUCGAUCUGUCCUACAAUCCGCUCAGCAGCCAGGCGGUGCACAAUGUCCUCAACGAGCCGAAGACGGUGCGCGAACUGAAUCUGGCCGGCACGGGCAUCGAGGAGCUGCAGCUCCUGGAGACGCCCUUCCUGCAGUAUCUGAAUCUGUCGCACAACAAGCUGCGCAACAUCAAGGCGCAGGUCUUCCAAAGGGUCACCCUAUUGGAAACCUUGGAUCUGUCUAGCAAUGAGCUGAAAUCCCUGGACGAUCUGUCGCCCGCCUGGCCGCAGCUGCAGGUGCUCCAAGAGCUGGACGUGUCCAACAAUAGCUUCGAGCUCAUCUCGCAGUCGAACUUCGGCCAGCUGGAGAUGCUCCGGACGCUGCGGUUAAACCAUUUGAAGCUAUGCAGCCGCAUCGAGAAGCAGGCCUUCCGGCCGUUGCCCAAUCUGGCCACGUUGGAGGCGUACGACCUGCCGCUCCUUGGCUAUCUGGAUCUGCAGGGCAUCAUGGAGCUGCUGCCGGGUCUCGAGCAGCUGGACAUUGAGGUCAAGGAUGCAACGAUCGGAAGCGAGCAGAUCCAACCCCUAAAGCAUCCCAGACUCUGCUCGAUCGGAAUACGCGGCGAGCGCUUGAAGUCCAUCUCCUCCGGCACCCUGGCCGGGCUCAAGUCCAGCGAUCUCACGAUCAAGCUGCAGAAUACAUCGCUGACAGCGCUGCCGCCGGCGCUGCUAUUUCCCGUGCCGCGCUCCUCGCAGCUGAGACUCAAUGUGGCGGGCUCCAAGAUCGGCUCGCUUGUGCCGCAAUUCCUCAACGCACUCGAGGAUCGACGGGCGAGCCUGCAGCUGCAGGGCUUGGCCAGCAAUCCGAUUAACUGCAAUUGCGAUGCACGCGCUCUGCGACGCUGGCUGCCCAGCUCGGGCAUGCCGGAGCUAAUCUGUCGGCAGCCAACCUACCUGGCCGGCCGCAAGCUGAUCGAGGUCGGCGACGAUGAGCUGACCUGCGAUCCGCGACGCAUGACGCAGACUUCCUCCUCCUCCACCUUGAGGCCCUCCAGCUCGCACAAGACCUCCGGCCAGCUGGUGACCCGCACGGAGGAGCCGCUCAUCAUCUGGAGCCUGGAGCCGACACAGCCGACAAUCAUGAAGAUCAAGACCAAGGCGCCGCUCAUGAAGGCCGCCCAGGCGCCGAUCAUCAGCAACGACGACACCCUCAUCAUUGGCAUUGUCGGCGGCGUUGUCGCCUUCAUAGCCAUCCUGAUCAUCAUCAUCUGCAUUAUACGGCUGCGGAUGAGCAAUGCCGAAUAUCAGCAGAGCGCUGCGAUGAUGGGCAUGCCGUCAGCCAUGCAGCUGGGCGCACACAAUGCCGCCUACGGCUACAAGAACGGCUUGGCGCCGGCGCUCUACGCCGUGCCGCCGUACCAGGCCAGCUAUGCCACGCUGCCGCACAAGGCGCAGUCCACGCAGAAUCUGACGCAGCGGCAGCAGCAGCAGGUGGCCCAGCAGCAGGCACAGCAGCAGGCACAACAGCAGGCGGCUGCAGUGGCCGCCUACUCGACCAUGUCGCGCAUGUCCUACUUCAGCGGAGCCGGAGCGCCGGGCAGCGCGGAUGGCGCCGAAAGCCUGACGCAUCAGCAGCAUCAGCACCAGCAGCAUCAUCAGCCCUACAUCAUCUACUCGGACGACAAGGCUUAUAGAUAAAGAGAAAUCUCUCUCAGUCAGUCACACAGGUUCUACACAAUCGUCAUCGCGUCCGCUUAUGUUGUUUGUAUAUAGACCUAGUUCAUUCGUAUCCAUAACAUAAUUAAGUCCACAAAUCGCGU